Oncorhynchus masou masou (cherry salmon) is the source of this 2832-nucleotide messenger RNA. RefSeq names its product palmitoyltransferase ZDHHC14-like. Gene Ontology annotation, molecular function: protein-cysteine S-palmitoyltransferase activity. Bases 262 to 1752 code for a protein of 496 amino acids. Lineage: Eukaryota; Metazoa; Chordata; Actinopteri; Salmoniformes; Salmonidae. The transcript has 11 exons. The record is from RefSeq and is a predicted model, not a curated record. Gene Ontology annotation, cellular component: endoplasmic reticulum; Golgi apparatus. Gene Ontology annotation, biological process: peptidyl-L-cysteine S-palmitoylation; protein targeting to membrane.
UGCGACAGUCGUCAGGAAAGCUGCACCUGAAAAAGGUCGAUGGGACGUUGGUUAUGGGUCUCAAAAAAUUAUCAUACAAAGUGGCAUAUCUGAUCAAAUUCAGGAGGAUGCAAGGCCGAAGAGGAAACGUAAUUUAAAAACAUUGCAUCACCUCUGUGGCAAAGGAGUAUCUCUGGAACAAGCACGGAGCACAUCUUUACCCCCCAUUUAUCAGCUGCCCCCUGAUUCUUUGUAUUGUUGUAAAAGGUGCACUGUUUACAGAUGUAUCUCGGACUUGAUGAGCCCGUGCGGGAAUGCCAGUAUAAUCAGAUCUGCACGCGCAACUCGUUACCUAUGGAGACCUUAGGGCACAAAAAGAAGAAGAUUCCCAGAAGGAAGUGGCAGGUCUUUCCCGGUCGAAAUAGAUUCUACUGUAAUGGAAGGGUCAUGAUGGCGAGGCAGACUGGGGUCUUCUACCUAACCCUAGUCCUGAUCAUGGUCACCAGCGGGCUUUUCUUCGCGUUCGACUGUCCGUUCCUGGCGUCCAACCUGACCCCAGCCAUCCCAGUGAUCGGAGGGGUGUUGUUUUUCUUUGUGCUGGGGAUGCUCUUCAGGGCCAGCUUCAGUGACCCGGGGGUCCUGCCCCGCGCCACGCCCGACGAGGCUGCCGACCUGGAGAGACAAAUAGGCGCGGCUAACGGCCCCAGUGGUCCAGGGUACAGGCCGCCCCCGAGGACCAGAGAGGUGGUCAUCAAUGGGCAGACGGUGAAGCUCAAGUACUGCUUCACCUGCAAGAUCUUCAGGCCCCCGCGGGCCUCGCACUGCAGCCUGUGCGACAACUGUGUGGAGCGUUUUGACCACCACUGUCCCUGGGUGGGGAACUGUGUGGGAAAGAGGAACUACCGUUUCUUCUAUCUCUUCAUCCUCUCCCUCUCCUUCCUCACCUUAUUCAUAUUCGCCUUCGUCAUCACACACGUCAUCCUGAGAUCCAACCGGACAGGCUUCCUCAGCGCACUCAAAGACAGCCCUGCCAGUGUGCUGGAGGUGCUGGUGUGUUUCUUCUCGGUGUGGUCCAUUGUGGGUCUGUCGGGCUUCCACACCUACCUGAUCAGCUCCAAUCAGACCACCAAUGAGGAUAUUAAAGGCUCGUGGUCGAACAAACGGGCGAAGGACAACUACAAUCCCUACAGCUACGGGAACAUCCUGACCAACUGUUGUGCUGCCCUCUGUGGUCCUCUUCCACCCAGUCUUAUUGACAGAAGAGGCUUCAUCCAGUCAGACACACCCCAGCCUGUGUCACACUCCAACGGAAGCAGCAUGUACGCCUCCACCCAGCUUCACACUCACAUGUGUAACCAAGAGCACUGCAUUCAGAGCACCAAAUUCGUUUUGCAGGCUGCCGCCACCCCCCUGCUCCACAGCAACUCCGUCAUGAUUGGUGGAGGGGGACCCCCUUUCCCUGGGAAGAGCUCCUUGGUGGUCCCCUGUGCCUCCCUGGCCCCCAGCCAGCCCUCCCUGCCCUCCAUGCCCGGGCUGAGCUGUGCAGGGGACAUGUUGACUCUGAGGGACCCAGACACCCACUGCCACCACCACCACUUUGCCAGCCCCGAGGAGACUCCCUCGCCCUCUGGCCCUAUGUCUCUGACUUUGCCCUGCGCUGCCCACAUGACCCACGGUGGACACAUCCACCCGGCCCAGCUCUACGACCCAGCCAGCCAGGACUCUCUGCAUGAGGACUCUGUCAGGGGCCUGGUUAAACUCAGCUCUGUCUGAGACUGGGCCCCACUGCCAUUUCCCCCUGGCUCUUUGGAACCACUACCCAGACAUCACACUAUUCCCUAUGUAAUGCACUACUUUUGAUCAUAGCCCAUGAACUCUGGUAAAAAGUAGUGCACUAUAUAGGGAAUAGGUUGCCAUUUGGGAUGUAGCCUCUCCCCUCUACCUCUCCUUCCCUCCACACUCAGGACCAAAGCCAUAUUUCCCCUAACAUUCCACCUGAGCCCUCCCUCCAUCCCACCCAGAUUUGCGUCCACCUGUUGAGUUCAGCUAUUGUAGUGCCAAACAGACAGGCAGACCCUCAGUCUCCACUGCACCUGACCAGGACCAAAGUCACACUUCUGACUCCCACUUCCUCUUCACAGUAGUAUAGCUGGUGCUCUACCAGGUGUCUACCAGGCCUGGAUACAGGUUCAGCCUUCUGCCAAAUGUUCAUGACUUGUGCUUUAUUCUCCAAUGACAUGUAGAGGAAAUCACCUGAAUCUCUCUUCUCUCUCUCAGCUAAAACCUACCAAGGCAGUUGCCAUUUUGUUUUGCUGACAUCCGAGGACACACACAGCGUGAUACUUCCCUGGUUCUUCAGGACUGUUGAUUAGCUGGAAAGACAUGAAUCAGGAGUAAAUACAGGACUUGUUUAUAGGUUUCCAUGUGUGUUGUGUGUCCUGAGUGGUGACACUCUUUUAUACAGUAGUAAUGGACACAGCCAAUCAGUGUUAGCCCUGGCCACAGAUGAUGUCACUUCCGGUUUGAGAUUGUGUCAACACUGUACGUGGUAAUCGGUGGUGUUCAUUAGUCAGUCCUGGUGUCUGUGUGACGCCAGUCACAUUUAAUUUUUGUUUUGUUCAAAUGUGAUGCCAAAACAUCACGACUGCAUCCCAAAUGUCACACUCUAUUUAGUGCACUACUUUUGACCCGGUCCUAUAGGGCUCUGGCAAAAGUAGCGCACUAUAUAGGGAAUAGGUUGCCAUUUGGGAUGUAGAUAAUAUGUAAUAUGAUUACUUUACCAAGAAAUUGUCAUUUACUUCCAGCUUUAUACAUUAAUGCCUGUGGAUAAUUAAUAAAUUCACAUUUUUUUAU